GCUCUACACGAGUACGGCAACCUUUUUUUUCUUUCUCUCCCUUUGGCGUUGGCGGCGAAUCCUAGCCGAGGAGGGUGCAUGCCGUCAUCUUAGAUCUUGAGCCCCUGCGAGGGUCGCGGGUCGCAACGCGAGAACAGUCCAGGGCAGAUCCCAGUAGUCCGGGGCUACAUUUCGGAGCGCCAGAUGACCCGCAGAUGAAGAGGGUGACAUCGGCGGGCUGCGUCAAGUCAGGGGACGAGGGCGAGGGGAAAAGGUGGAGUCCCCAACGUAGAACCUUGGGGAUGGGCAUGCAUAAUAUCUUCUCCCCUCUUUCUUGCCUCAUAUCCUCUGUCUCCUCCAACCUCUGCAAUUACAUCCCCCUCCACUAUUCGAGUCAGUUAUCCUCUGCACAGGACUCGAUAACGCCAGGUAGGAGCUGCAAACGCAAGAAAUCUCUCACUUGCCGUCAAGCAUGUCCGACUUGGAGAAACGAGGCGAGGCAGGGUCGCAUCCAGGUGCUGCUGCGCCUCUCAACGGGGGAAACUGGUCCUCUGAGCCCACAGUAGCUGCAGAUCGAUCCGCAUCGGGCUCUCCUCCUACUACUUCGGCAGGUCACACCGAAGUCCACUCCUCCGGACACGACAACAUAGCAGCCGAGAAGAAGCACAGCGGGGAAGGAGAUUUGGUCAGCAAACCUCGAGAGGGCGAGGUCAAGUCCGACCGCGUCAAGCGCAAAGUUGAGGACCUCGAGUCAGAGGGAUACGUCCUCGUUGGCUUCGAGGAUGGAGAUCCCGAGAACCCACGCAACUGGAGCAAAGCAUACAAGUAUUUCCUCGUCUCUUUUUGCUCCUACCUCAACGUCUGCGUAGCCAGUCAAGCAUCAGCCUACAGCACAGGAUCUUCGGAUAUUCAGGAAGAGUUCGGCAUCAGUAGCGAGCUGGCUACUGUGGGACUUAGUCUCUAUGUGCUUGGUUUUGCUAUUGGUCCCCCGAUUGUGGCCCCUCUGUCAGAACAGUUCGGACGCAAGCCAGUCUAUCUCAUCUGCUGGGCUCUAUGGGUCCUCAUGUCUUUCCCCAUCGCCUUUUCGCCCACAAUCGAGGGUAUCCUCAUCUGCAGAUUCCUUGCCGGAUUGAUGGCAUCGCCUCCGCUCUCUAACACUGGAGGUGUCGUUUCCGAUCUCUUCGCUAGGGACUUCUCGGGCAAAGCCAUGGCGAUUUACACCUUCGGAAGCUGCAUCGGUCCAGCUACAGGUAACGUCUACGCUAGUUUCAUCGCCCCCAAGCUAGGCUGGCGCUGGAUCUACUACCUGACCGCGCUGUUGAUCUUCGGCCUGCACCUGCCCAUCAUCUACUUUGUCCUACCCGAGACUCGUCACAACAUCAUCAUCGAGCGCAAAGCGGCUCGUCUGCGCAAGGAAGCAAGCACGGACAAGUUUGUCUCUGUCCAUGCUACGGAGAAGAAGUCGCUGGCAGCCGGUCUGAAGAUCUCCUUGACAAGGCCCUUCCGCUUCCUCUUCACCGAGCCCAUCACCAUGUUCGCCUCUGCUUGGAACGGUUUCUUGUACGGUCUGAUUUUCCUCUUCAACGAUGCCUUUGCGGAGAUCUGGGGCCCCGGCAAUGGCGGUUACGGCUGGUCAAGCGCUGGCCUGGUUCAGCUCACCUUCCUCUCCUUGAUCAUCGGUACGGCCCUUGCCGCGCUGUCGUACCCCUUGAUCGGCGAGCGCUUCUAUCAGAAGAGGAUCCGCGAAGCAGGGGAGAGUGUGCCCGAAGCGCGCAUGUUCGCCGGCUGCUUUGGCUGUGUGCUUCUGCCCAUUGGUCUCUUCCUCACAGCUUGGACCUGCUAUCCUGAUCGAAUCGUCUGGAUCGUGCCCCUGCUUGGACCUGCCAUCUUUGGCUACGGCUUCUUCUUUGUACUGUUUGGUAUCCUCACCUAUCUGACGGACUCGUACGGAGCCUUCUCGGCUUCCGCUCUCGGGGCUGCGAUUCUGAUUCGAAGUGAGUCCACUCUGCCGCGCCUUCAUCGACUUGAAAGUUUGCUGACCAAUCCCCCAUCUCACUGCCUCUGAUCCCGCUCCCGUUCCAUCAGACAUCAUCGGUGCUAUCUUCCCCCUCUUUGCCUCGUACAUGUACGAGAAUCUGGGUAAUCACUGGGCCACGAGUCUGAUUGCCUUCUUGUCCCUUCCCCUAAUUCCGCUCACAUGGUAC
This is a messenger RNA of Microstroma glucosiphilum, 2183 nucleotides long. Its product is annotated as MFS general substrate transporter. The transcript has a single exon. Bases 452 to 2044 code for a protein of 530 amino acids. NCBI's taxonomy places the organism in Eukaryota, Fungi, Basidiomycota, Exobasidiomycetes, Microstromatales, Microstromataceae. Gene Ontology annotation, biological process: transmembrane transport. Gene Ontology annotation, molecular function: transmembrane transporter activity. The record is from RefSeq and is a predicted model, not a curated record.